AUGUCAGCAAUAGCAUUUUGUACUCUAUGUGAAAAUAAAGGUGUUAGUGGCAUAUUCCGAUGUGAAGGAUGUUCACAAACAUUUUGUUUGCAACAUACCAAUGAACAUCGACAAUAUCUAACUCAUCAAUUAAAAGAAAUAAUGCUUGAAAAUGAGGCUAUUUUUAAGUGUUUCAACGAUAAUGAACAAUCGUCUUUAUUGCUCGAUCAAAUCAAUCAAUGGGAAAAAGAUUCAAUUGUAAAAAUACAGCAAACAGCACAAAAUGCACGUUUACAAAUUCAACAAUUUUCUCAGGUACAAAAAGAACAAACGAAAGAGAAAUUCAGUCAAAUUAAUAAACAAUUAGAAGAGGCUCUUCAAACUCAAAAAUACCUUGAAAGGGAUCUCUAUCGAUGGAAAAUUCUUCUUGAACAACUUCAAUAUGAUUUAUGUAUGAUUUCUCCAUUAAUUAUUUUUCAUCAAGAUCAUAGCCAAGGAUUGAUUAACAAUAUAUUUAUUUUGAAAAAGGAUCAACAGUCAAUUCUAAAUGAAAAACUUAUUAGUUCUUCUACAGAAAUCUACUUCGACGAUAAACAUCAUGUUGCUAUGCAUUGUGGUCCUUGUCGAGCUCCUGCUCAUGUCACUGGUACACAAGAAUAUUCAUCAGGUCAACAUCAAAUACGAUUAUUUAUUAGUAAAAGUACAGAUGAAUUCAUUCUUUCAUUCAAUAUUAUGUCAAAACUAAUGCCCAUGUCAACUGUCUCAUCUGAUUCACAAUAUUUAACGUAUGGUUGGCAAAGUAAUGAUUGUAUCAAUCCGUUUCACUGUUCUUUAGCAAGUGACAAACAUUUUCAAGAUUUGAGAGGAAAAACAAAAUUUCAUAUUAAACUUUUUAUGGAUUGUGAUCAACAAAAAAUUAGUUAUUUCAAUGAAAAAACAAAACAGACGAGAGAAAUCAAUGUUGAUAUUCAAAAAUGCCCUCUACCGUGGAAACUUUUGUUUUAUUUAUAUGAUAUCGGAGAUUCUGUCCGGCUUCUUUCGUCAUGUCCAUUAUCAUAA
Rotaria socialis is the source of this 1038-nucleotide messenger RNA. Lineage: Eukaryota; Metazoa; Rotifera; Eurotatoria; Philodinida; Philodinidae. The record is from the annotation of a GenBank genome assembly.